GCAGAUGUACAUCGGAGAGAGUGAGAGGUGUGAUGGAGAGCUGACCGGAAAUACCAAGAAAAAAAAGAAUGCAUGGGAGAGAAAAAAGAAGGUUUACCAUAUACUCCUUGUUUGGAAUGAAUGAUUAAAAAAAGGAAGGAGAAUAUUAAAGAACAGGAGUGAGAAACGAAUGAGAGAAAAGAAGGGAUACAGCGCUCUCAUACACACUGAGGCAGAAAGACAUCUGGAGUCAAGGAGACCAAUCAAGCAGCACAUGUAAUUGCAGUCAAACAGCCUCUGAGGACUAAGAAACGACAUGAUCAAAUGCUGAGACACAAGAAGUUUUCCAACUAAUGAGACCAUACAGGACAUGCUGACUUCAACCCACACACUUUGCUUUCUAUGAAGCAUAAUCAAGCUUGGACAGAAAAACAUGCUAACUAAGAGAGGUCCCUCCCCCUUCAGCUGCGGCUCUGGGGGUUGAGCCAAUCGGCACAGGCCAUGGGCCGAAAGGCAGCUGACGCGACUAAUCCAGUGCCAGCGCUGGGCGGACGGGGAGUUCUGUCACAGAAAUGGGGACCUCUUUGCAGUGUAGGGGUGCAGACAUCACCAGGACUACGCUCUCUUCCUUCUUUAAAGAGGAGGAGUCAGACAACAGGGACGGCCUGUGGGAAUUCUGUCCCUGUGGAAACCAUGUCUCUAGACAGAGCGAAGCCCAAUUUGGGGCAAUUUCGGAACUGCACAAGCAAAGUAUCCCAGGAUGAGACAUCACAGGACGGCAGUGUCUACUGCCAGAUCAAAUCGAUCCGAACAAACCCCAACCAGUCCGGAUGCAGGGGAAAUUUCAAAAGGAACCCUCGUUUCAUCAAUGGCAGUGUAGUAGCAUCUGAAUUAGUGGAAGGGGUCUGUAGUGAGGGGGUGGAGAUAGGGGAAGUGAGUAGUCAAAGAGAGACUGAAACGCAAAUUCAGAGGCGGGGUCAAUCACUAAAAGGGGAGAAGACAUGCCCUACAGUGCAGUGUGGAAGUGUGAGGUCAUAUGCCACACACCCCCGCCCCUGCCGUGUAAUGACAUCAUGCAGACCAUGCACAGCAUGUGGACAAAAAUUACAAGCUCCAUCCUGCAUUGCACCUGCAUGCCGUAAACGAGAGACCAGUCAGAUUCGAGCAAGCAUGACCCUUCCAAUGCCUCCUAGAAAAGAUGCACCCAGACUGCAGAAGCAGCAGUCUACAGACACACACCCAACCCACACUUCAUACACAUCUAUCACUUCCACUCAUGCUGGGAGCAUACACAAAGAGAACUCUUUAGACAAAAGUGAGAAAACCACACAGGAAGCAAAUACUCAACCAAACGAUCCAUCCACACAACCACAUAACAAAACAUGUAACAAAAACUCUGCAACGAAAACAAUACAAAUAUCUACAAAUUCAUGUAAACGAAAAACACCAGAGCACCCACAAACCCACAAAUUGCAGACAGGAACAUUGAAAAAUAAAACACAACCAACAGAAUCAACAGCAGCUCAAAAACAACAUACCCCGAAAAAGGUACAGCUCACAGCAGAGUAUACGAAUAACCAAACGUAUGCAACUAUUGCAUCGGCUCCUUCAUCUGUCUCUGUCACUCCUAAACCUCCUGUGCUUUCUAUUGGAUCAGAAUCGCAAACCACACCCACUCUCCCACCAAAAAAUGCUUCCCAUUGCAAACCUUCAGAAACAACAACAAAACCAGAAUCACCAGGAUCAGAGACCAAAGCAUCGUCACAAGCCCAACCCCCCAAUCAAGAACCGAAAAUUGCAUCAGCCCCAGAAACCAAACCAGAACUGGUAGAUUAUCAGCCGUUACAGAAAAACCUGGCAGAAGCACAGAUCCCACUGUGUAAUGGGGUGCCAUCAGCACUACAUGGACUACUGCAGAACAUAGAGGAGAACCUGCUGUCCAACCAGGAAAAGAUUAAAGUUCUUCUCAAUGUCAUUCAGGACCUGGAGAAGAGCAAGGCAAUGAGUGAGGGACGCUGUUCUUACAGAACAGGGCAAGACAUCAACAACUGCUCGACCUGCCAGAAAACAGCCUGCAUCAUUUACAGUGUGGAGCAUGAUUUCCGUCUGCAGGAGGGCCGCUUCCAGAGUGUCCUUGAGGCACUGGACAUGGAGUAUGAUGUUCCUUCAUUCCCUAAAGCUGACCCCUCUCGACCACGAAACAAGAACCGCAUCAAGAAACUCCGUAAGAAGUGCUUCUGGUGGCUAUAGCCCUCAGCAAUGGCUGCCAAGGCAACGAUUACCAUGAGCAUCGCUAUUACAGUGAAAGGCUUUGUGCAUUCCAAUUACAGGAGACAUACAAUGUCCGUAGCCAAGGAACAGCUCUAUGAGCUUGUGGCUUUUAGGUGUGGGAAAGUUUGAAUUGCAAUUCUGGAGUUACACCAGCACUGUCAUCAUGGACACAUUAGAUUCAUUCCUAGAAUGUAGCCGAUAACAAAAAUAAAAGAUUACAGAUAAUGAUCUCAUGUCAUAUAUGGCAAGUCCCGAGAACAAUGGCUUUAGUUUUUGCUCUCCUUUUGCAAUCCAAGAAUUUCUUUUUGUGUCCUUUUCAUGUUAAAAUUUCUGUCUAAAGGCCACACAGGCACACAUACCAGGAUAAUGGAAACUAUAAGACAUCUCUGAAACCCCAGGAGACCCAAGAGAUGGAGACUCAGGCAGUCAAUAGGCCCUCCUUAAAGAGUGACAGAACUGUGAUUCAAUCAAUACUGCCCUUCACGGUGACUGUCGGAACGCUAACCCAAUAGAGACGAUCCGUCACAAAUAGCAGUAUUUCAUCACUGCAUUCCCUGACUGAGGGUGAAAUGUAGACUUAAUCAGCACUAACUGCAGUCUAACUCAAUGUCUUAUUAAAAAGAGUAGAGCAGAUACAAUCAUCAUGAUUUUUUUUUAGCUGGUUGCGUCAAGUGUGAAAGUCUUCAACAAGGGUGGUGCAGGAUUUGCACAUUCCAGUACUGAAAUUUGGUCUGGAUAAUAUUCCAGCAUUUUUCAUCCUAAUCCCUAUCCACCAUGUCAGUACCAGGAUGAACAAAUUCUACAUUUAUUAGUUAGCCUACUAGGCGAGUAAAAGCUCCAAUAUGCGGCCCAGUUCCAUUUUUUUGGUCGACCAGAAACCAAUAGACUAACCUAAAAAACGUAUCAAACCGUAUCAAAGUUUUCACCUUUUCACCUGGGAUCACAAGUUCAGCUCCCAGUGAUACCAUGUCAAUCUGUGGCCAGAAACCAAAGGACCAAAAGACUGCCCUGCUGUCUGGGUGGGAGGGAUGGCAUAUUUUCUCUCUCUCUCCUGUCUCUAAUCAUAGUAAAAAUAGCCACUCAUAGGAGUCUGUGAGCUCAUGUAUGCGGAAGAGGACAGAAUGCCUACUGAUGCUGCAUGAACAGCAGUUAGAAAUAAAUUCCGCCCUUACUUAGUAGAUGUCAUGUGAUGGGGAGACUAUGGCUAGCUAGAUGGAGCAAACUGGCAGGAAUGAGAAAUGUGGUGUUAGUGUAUGUAAUAACAUAUGGUGAGCUAGUUAAGUGCAUUGAUAAAGGCUUAGAAAAUCAAACUUUUAUGAUUACUAUCCUCAUAAAAAUUUGAUUACAGUAAAAGAUUUUUUUGAAUAUGACUCUCUCAUACUUUGACCUUAUUGUGAGAGUGUUUAGUUUUGUGUUAUAAUUAAUCUUUUAUUGAAUUCAGUAAUUGCCCUUUAGAGUUAGGAGUGAGGCGUUAUUCUUUUUUAAUUACAGGGAAGUAUGUACUAAUCUUAUGUGUUCAGCGAAUUGUGAGAAAUAGAGAUUAGGAUGAAAAAGUGGAGUAUUCCUUUAAAGCGCCGCUCCCUCCUCGCAUUACCACCUGCCUCCAAGUUGCUCUCCAUAGCAAUAUAAUUUUUGAGACUAAUGUAACAUGUACAAGACACAGAUGAGAAAAACUGCAAUGUAUAUGCAUUAUAGUUUCACAGUGUGACUUCAUUAGUGAAAUGGAUGCACGCACACACACACACACACACACACAGUCUUCCACUGUUUUUCUGUCUUGAUCGUAAACAUCUCCAUUAAUGUAUUUUUGUAAGCUGCUAUUUUAAUAGGCUAAAAUGACAUUACCCAUGAUUCUCCCUGCCACCCUUUAGCUGUAGCCACAGCUGUUUGUAAGUGGUUUAUUUGGGAUGAUA
Molecule: messenger RNA, 4163 nt
Organism: Hemibagrus wyckioides
Lineage: Eukaryota; Metazoa; Chordata; Actinopteri; Siluriformes; Bagridae
Gene: insyn2b
Product: protein INSYN2B
Exons: 4
Coding region: 481-2229 (582 amino acids)
Biological process (GO): inhibitory postsynaptic potential
Cellular component (GO): postsynaptic density
Source: RefSeq, a predicted model, not a curated record